AUGGCUGAUGAGGGAAACUUCCAGAGCGAAGAAAUCCAAGGAGCAACGAAGAGGCUCCUGCUGAAAAUAAAAAAUGAAAAAAAAAAUGAAGAAAUAAUAAAAAAAACUAUUGACGAGUAUAAGCAAACGAUAGAAGUAAUAUCCACCUUAACAAAGAAACUUAAUCACAGAAUUAUAAUCCCAUUUUCGAAAGUAGCUUUCUAUGAAGGCGAAAUCAAAUAUACAAAUAAUAUAUACCAGGACAUCGGCUGCAACACGUACUGCGAAAGGACAACAGAAAAAGCGAAAGACCUUUUAGAAAGAAAAUUAAAAUUUUAUCAAGACAAGUAUACCAUUGUGCAAGAGUCAUUAACCAAAUUGACAAAAGAAUUGGAUCUUUCCUUGGAACUUAAUUUUCACUCGAAUUAUGAGAAAGAGGUGGCACGUUCGGGGGAAGAUAUAAACAACGUGUUUGUUCGUCCCGAUGGCUUUCUAGAAAUUAGGGAAGAGUAUCACGAGAGUGAUGACGAGCGAGAUUUGGACCAGGUGGGGAAACAAAGGGAGCACCCAAAAAGUGGAGUUAAGAACGAAGGGGAAGGACAAAAAAGGGAGCACCGUGGUGGUGGGCUUCACAGUGGUGGCCCUCAUACUGGUGCGCUUCAAAGUAGUGCACUUCAUAGUGGCAUACCCUACCCAGGCACACAACGAGGUGGAAGAAACAUCCCUGUCCUGAAGGGUGUUGCUGCGGAGGGCCGAACAAUUUCGCCAAGAAACCUAACUGAAAAGAAGCAACAUUGGCAGGAGGAGAUACAGGAAGGUUCUGCCAAUAUGGGCCGCAAUUCACCCAAAGGAAACUCUUUAAAUGUGAACAAGGAGGGGUUUUUAAAUAUAAAGGAAAACUACAGCAGCAGUGGCAGCGACUGUGAGGAGUGA
Molecule: messenger RNA, 912 nt
Organism: Plasmodium inui San Antonio 1
Lineage: Eukaryota; Apicomplexa; Aconoidasida; Haemosporida; Plasmodiidae
Exons: 1
Coding region: 1-912 (303 amino acids)
Biological process (GO): negative regulation of transcription by RNA polymerase II; negative regulation of phosphatase activity
Molecular function (GO): transcription corepressor activity; phosphatase inhibitor activity; chromatin binding
Source: RefSeq, a predicted model, not a curated record